Messenger RNA from Penicillium macrosclerotiorum, 831 nucleotides. RefSeq names its product oxidase ustYa family protein. The transcript has 4 exons. The record is from RefSeq and is a predicted model, not a curated record. The coding region runs from base 1 to 831 and encodes 276 amino acids. Lineage: Eukaryota; Fungi; Ascomycota; Eurotiomycetes; Eurotiales; Aspergillaceae. Gene Ontology annotation, biological process: mycotoxin biosynthetic process.
AUGGCUACUUCCGAGUAUCGGAAGAUCUCCGAGCAAGCUUCCGAUAUCGACUGUCCGACGCUCGAAACAGAAGAGACUGAAGAGCUCUUAUCCCAAAAAGCACAGUCCCGCAAACUUCUCAGAGAUCUUCCAAGCUGGCUAUAUGCAGUACUUACUAUAUGUCUGGCUACUUUAAGCUUUACUGCAGGACUGUUCAUCGAACUGGAUCUCGACAGGAAAUGCCUCGUCCGCCAUUCUUAUUAUUCUCCCGCACUUAAUCAAAUUGAUGCGGGAUAUAGGAUUGUUCGGUUCAACAGUACCGUUGGUAGUCCCACACCAUUCGGUGGGACCCCGCGACCUGAGAUCGACAAUGCCUGGGCGGCCGUGGACCAAGUUCGAGUGCGGGGUAUAUCUCAAGAGGAAUUGAUCCGCAUUGGCGGCUCAGUGGAUGAUGUGAGAUUGCCCGACGAUCUAGGAGGGGGAUACAUGGCAUCGGAUAUGUAUACCCAUGAGCUUCACUGCCUCAACUUCCUCCGCAAGGCAACAUAUCCCGAGUACUAUAAUCAGUCACAUGGAUUCACGGAUCUGCCGCAUGUGGUGCGCCUGCACCUAGACCACUGUAUUGAACUGAUUCGGCAAUUUGUUGUCUGCCAGGGUGAUGUCGGACUCUACACGUUUCAGUGGCUGGAGCACUACCCGACCCCUUACCCCAAAUUCAGCACAUGGCAUCAAUGUCGCAAUACCGACUCGAUUGAGACCUGGAUCACGCAAGGGGCCAUUCAAACACCUUCCAACUAUACAUGGCCACGUGUUCCUGGAUCAAUCGUAUUUCCUCGACCGGACGCUGAUUGA